UCCUGUCCUUCUCUUCUAAACAGUAUUUAUUGCACAAUAACAAUAACAAUAACUGAAUCUAGUUACUAAUAAAAUCAAUCUAAGAUAUUAAAGAAGAAUGAAAUAGCAUAGCUAGAAACAAAAAGCUUUUACUAUAUUCAAAAAUAAAUUAGGUUCAUAAAGGUACAACUGACUAAUGUUCAAGAGAGAAAAAAAAAACAACAUGGGCGCUAUUUUUUGUAAUUACAUGCCAACAGAAACGUGGGUGCUACCUUUGCAAUUAAAUAUACAUAAAGGAAUGGGGACCGCCGGACAGCUACCUUGGCUCUGUCUGUCCAUUCAUCUUUGUGGAUUUUCACUGGAGCUAUCCCAUUUCCAAGCGCUAUUUUGCAGACAACUUCUGUCUUGAACACAUGCAGAUAAUGAGUUAAACUCAUUCCAAAAUUGGAGGAGUGCAUAUUUUCAUGACUGAAGAAGCUCGCUAGCUGUCUGAAAACCACAGGAGUUGACUAUGUCUUCAAAGAUUAAUCUGUUGAUCUGUUUUUUCAUUCUUCAUCUGUUGGCUGCUACCAAUGUUAGAGGGCGCAAGAUAGGGAUAUAUGAGAUAAAGAAAGGAGAUUUCUCUGUUAGAAUCACUAAUUAUGGUGCCAGAAUCAUCUCUGUCCUUCUUCCUGAUAAGCACGAAAUCAGUGUUACAGUCUCUUGCUCCGUUCCAGGAAAUAUAGGUGAUGUUGCUCUGGGAUAUGACACCGUCAAAGAAUAUGAGAAUGAUACAACUUCUUUCGGAGCCCUACUUGGAAGGGUAGCUAACCGGAUUGGUGGUGCUCAAUUUACUUUGAACGGAACCCUUUAUAAGCUUAUUGCCAAUGAUGGCGCAAACACGCUGCACGGUGGCCCAAAAGGAUUUAGCCGUGUUGUUUGGAAUGUUAACAAAUAUGAGCAAGAUGGUCCCUAUCCUCACAUUACUUUAACCUACCACAGUACUGAUGGGGAAGAAGGAUUUCCUGGUGAUGUUCUUGCCUCUGUUACCUAUGCAUUGGAAGAUCCUUACAAGCUUAGUGUGGUAAUGAAGGCAAAAGCACUAAACAAGGCCACUCCAGUUAACUUAGCUCAACACACUUAUUGGAACAUUGGUGGACACAACAGUGGAGAUAUCUUGUCCAACGUUGUUCAAAUCUUUGCGUCACACAUCACUCCAGUAGACGAACAUCUCAUUCCUACAGGUGAAAUUUCUCCCGUCAAGAACACGCCCUAUGAUUUCCUUAAACCCCGUGAAGUGGGGAACCAGAUCAGUAAACUCCCAAGUGGAUAUGACAUCAACUAUGCACUCGACAGCACUGUAGAAAUGAAGCCCGUGGCAAUAGUUUAUGAUAAGAAGUCAGGAAGAGUGAUGGAUUUACAAGCGUCUGCGCCUGGUGUGCAAUUCUACACUGCAAACUCCCUUAUUCAGAAGGGGAAAGGUGGAUAUGUAUAUCAGCCUCAUGCAGCAUUGUGCUUCGAGACUCAAGGGUUCCCUGAUGCUGUGAACCACCCAAAUUUCCCUUCAACAAUUGUGACUCCAGGAAAGGCCUACGUUCACAAAAUGCUGUAUACUUUCUCAAUCAUGAAAUACUGGAAUUCUUAUUAAUUUUUUUCAACAUCGCUUGUGUCUUUUGUAUCUUUUGCAUAAAUUGAUAUUUCUGUCAAGGUUAUAUGUUCUUGCUGACGAAUAAAACACCUGAUAUUUAGACUUAAUACAGUUAUGUUUUGAUGGA
Messenger RNA from Nicotiana tabacum (common tobacco), 1733 nucleotides. RefSeq lists its product as uncharacterized. Gene Ontology annotation, biological process: glucose metabolic process; beta-D-galactose catabolic process via UDP-galactose, Leloir pathway. The record is from RefSeq and is a predicted model, not a curated record. Lineage: Eukaryota; Viridiplantae; Streptophyta; Magnoliopsida; Solanales; Solanaceae. Gene Ontology annotation, molecular function: aldose 1-epimerase activity; carbohydrate binding.